AUGUCUGAGGUUCUCUACUAUCACCACGGACGCUUCCAACUUGCGGGAGGGGUCCUUCCCAAUGCAAUUACUGCGUAUCGGACCUAUGGUAAUCCGAAGAACCCUUGCAUACUCUUUCCCACCUGCUAUGGUGGGAGACUUGACAAUAGGGGUUUAAUGGGUCAGGAUUAUAUGAUUGGCGAGGACAAGGUUUUGAAUCCAUCAAAGUACUACAUAGUCACUGUCGCCUUGUUUUCCAACGGGGAGUCUUCAUCUCCAUCCAAUACACCUGCCCCUUAUAACGGGCCACACUUUCCGCACGUCUCCUACGAAGACAACAUUCGAGCACAGCAUGCAUUAUUGACUAAAGGGCUGGGCAUCGAGAAGCUCUUCUGCGUGAUCGGAGUAUCCAUGGGUGGACAGCAGGCGUAUCAUUGGGCAGCAAUGUAUCCGGAUUUUGUUGAAAGAUUCGUUGCUAUUUGUUCCGCUGCUCGCACGAACGACCUCAGCAGAGCUUUCCAGGAAGGUUUCAAGGCGGCCUUUGUAUGUUCUAAAGACUUCGACAACGGAUACUACAAAACCCGGCCUGAGAUCGCUAUGCAUGCAUUCAGUCGGGCCAUCGGUCCGUGGAUAUAUUCGCAGGCUUGGUUUGCGCAAAAAGGAUACCUACAUGAUGGCAUGGUCUCCUCAAUGGAAAACUUCAUGUGCGGCGCAUGGGAUGCCGGCUUCCUUCCUUGGGACGCGAACGAUCUCCUUGUCCUUAUGCGUACGUGGGGGCAGGGGGAUAUCUCCUUGGUCAAUGGCGGGAACGGUGACUUGGCGCAAUGUCUUGCAAAUGUCAAAGCAAAGGGCUUGAUAAUGCCCUGUAAAACGGACCUCUUCUUCCCGCCAGAAGAGAACAUCAAAGAGGUCGCGAGUAUGCGGGGCAAUGGCAGGCUGGCUUUGAUUGACUCGAUAUGGGGGCACAUGAGUGAGCUUUAA
Molecule: messenger RNA, 960 nt
Organism: Laetiporus sulphureus 93-53
Lineage: Eukaryota; Fungi; Basidiomycota; Agaricomycetes; Polyporales; Laetiporaceae
Product: homoserine acetyltransferase
Exons: 11
Coding region: 1-960 (319 amino acids)
Biological process (GO): biosynthetic process
Molecular function (GO): acyltransferase activity, transferring groups other than amino-acyl groups
Source: RefSeq, a predicted model, not a curated record